CAGUCCACGCGCGGAUCAUGUGAGGUAAACAGCGGAAGCGGAGUUCGGACUGUUGCUAAAUAGAGAGAAAUCUGCACACAGACGUGAUGUGGCUGCUGAAGCUCGCCUGUCUGGCCGCUGUGUGCGGACUGACCGUGUGUGUAACCGGCGGGAUGCUCUAUCCGCGGGAAUCUCCGUCCAGAGAGAGGAAAGAGCUGGAUGGACUGUGGGCCUUCAGGGCGGACUUCUCCCCGGACAGGAGCGCCGGCUUUAACCAGGCCUGGUUCAAACAGCCCUUAGCAGAGACGGGGCCUGUGAUAGACAUGGCAGUCCCCUCCAGCUUCAAUGAUAUCACUCAGGAUGCUGAGCUGAGGGACUUUAUUGGCUGGGUGUGGUAUGAGAAGGAAGUGUGGGUCCCUGUCCGCUGGCUUCAGGACAAGGACACGAGGAUCGUCCUGAGAGUCGGAAGUGCUCACUACUACUCAGUGGUUUGGGUGAAUGGGGUAAAGGUGGUGGAGCAUGAAGGUGGCCAUCUUCCCUUUGAGGCAGAUAUUGACGGUGUGAUCCGGAAAGAUGUGGGCAUGCCAUGUCGUAUCACCAUCGCUGUUAAUAACACUCUGGACCUGCACACUCUGCCGCCAGGAACAAUCAAGUACAUGAAUGAUCGUACCAAGUACCCGACAGGCUACUUCAUUCAAGGCUACAACUUUGAUUUUUUCAACUAUGCGGGAAUACAUCGAUCCGUCUUGCUGUACACAACUCCAAGGGCGUACAUUGACGACAUCACCGUGGACACUAACUUUUCUGACAGUACUGGUUUUGUGUUUUACAACGUGUCAGUGGUGGGCAGUGCCAAGCCUGCAGUGAAGGUUGCUCUUUCAGGUAAGGAUGGGCGAUGCGUGGCCACUGCUGACGGACCCUCAGGCGUUCUAAAAGUGCCAGAAGUCAACCUGUGGUGGCCUUACCUGAUGCAUGCAAACGCAGGCUACCUGUACUCAAUGGAGGUUCAGCUGACGGCGGAGAGUGGGCAGAUAGAUGUGUACGUAAUGCCGGUGGGCAUCCGCACUGUGGAAGUCACCAGCUCGAAGUUCCUCAUUAACAAAAAGCCCUUCUACUUCCACGGAGUUAACAAACACGAAGAUGCAGAUAUUCGAGGUAAGGGUUUUGACUGGCCUCUUAUUGUGAAAGACUUCAACCUGAUGAAGUGGAUGGGUGCCAAUUCAUUCCGCACUAGUCACUACCCAUAUGCUGAGGAGAUCCUGCAGAUGGCCGACCGUCAUGGCAUUGUGGUCAUAGACGAGUGUCCAGGAGUUGGCAUUAAAGACAUACACAGUUUUGGGAAUGAGUCCUUGGCCCAUCACCUGGUCGUCAUGGAGGAGCUGGUGAGGCGGGAUAAGAACCAUCCCUCUGUGGUCAUGUGGUCUGUAGCCAACGAGCCAGCAGCUGAGAUGCCCCCAGCAGCCUUCUAUUUCAAGCAACUGGUAGCUCAUACAAAAUCUCUGGAUCGAACACGCCCUGUGACCUUUAUUACAGACAGUAACUACGCCAGAGAUCUAGGGGCUCCCUAUGUGGAUGUGAUCUGUGUGAACAGCUACUUUUCCUGGUACCAUGACCCAGGCCACCUGGAGGUCAUCCCCAUCCAGCUCAACACCCAGUUUGAUAACUGGUACGGAAAGUACCAGAAGCCCAUUAUACAGAGCGAGUAUGGGGCGGAUGCUGUGCCUGGCCUACACAAUGAUCCGCCGACCAUGUUCACUGAGGAGUACCAGAAGCAAGUCCUGCAGAACUACCACAAAGUGUUUGACCAAAAGAGGAAGGAGUUUGUUGUGGGAGAGCUGAUCUGGAAUUUUGCUGACUUCAUGACUUCUCAAGGCAUCACUCGUGUUGUGGGGAACAAGAAGGGCAUGUUCACUCGUCAGCGGCAGCCCAAAUCGGCCGCCUUCCUCCUGAGAGAGCGCUACUGGACCAUUGCCAAUGGGACAGGUGUCCUGCCCACAUGGGCCAAGUACCCCUGCCAUUGAGCCCACUUCUCCUGCCGCUUCAUUACCUCUGGGUGUGUGCAUUCGCCUGAAGGACUAGAAAUAUGAGCAGUGAAAAUUGACCAUGUUUAUGAAAACGAAAUCGUGCCGUAUGUCUAUCAAUCAACAAUUACGAUUACAAGUGGCACUUUCGGCUGCUUCAGAAUCUGUUUUUAAUUCAGGGAGCAUCUUUUGAAGUGCACAAUAACACACAAUCAAAUGCACUGCUAGAAUGCUGUAUGCAUGUUUUGUGUGUGUGUGUGUGUUGAGGGUAACAACACUAGUAGCUCUCAUUAGGGCUAUUUAUUUGAAUGUGCCACAUUAUUCAGCUGCUCUUUGUGAAUGUUAUUAAGAGAGAAUUGAUUUUAUAAAGGCAGACCAUGUGUUUAUCUUACAGUUCACUGCCCUUUAGUAAUUCAUCUAGGAAAAUUGGUUCAAUCAGCCCUUUUUAAUGAAUUCAGAGUCCCCAGUUGCGAUGACCUUUCAAUAACAAUGGCAUAUAAGUGAACUGUGAAAUAGUUGAUGACGUUUGUCUUUUCGCACUGAUCUGAGACCAGCUUUGUCUUUUUUUGUAUAAUGGUUCCAUUUUUCUUGUUUUCAAGGGGAAACUGUUCUGAGGUCAGUGUUCAGGGCACACAGACGCAUUAGUAUGCAGCCUGUGAGCUGUGUUGUUGUUGUCUUGGUUUUUGUUUCGUGAGCAUGAUGGAGCUUGCCUGUUCUGUCCUCUAUUCUAUAAUGAGCAUUUCAAGUUGCCCUUUGUUUUCAUCACAUUCCAAACAUCUCCAGCAUUCCAGUCACUACUGCUGCGUAUUCCAACCCAAAACUGCACUUAGAACGACAAAUCUUCUUUAAAACGCAUAUGAACAGAUACCAUCUAUGUCCAAAAGUUUGUAGACACCUACUCCAACAGUUUUCUUCUGACAUCAAGGUCAUCAAUAGGGAGUUACUGCAGUAACAGCCUCUACUCUUCUUGGAAAGCAAUGGAUGGUGGAACAUUGCUAUGAGGAUUUGAUUGCAUUUAGCCACAAGAGCAUUAGUGAGGUCAGGUGAGGUCACUGAUGUUGGAUGAUUAGUGCGGAUGGAGCUCUGUCACUCUAGAGCGUGCAGUUCCACGGCUCCACAGCCCAAUGCAUGUGGGAAUUAACCCUUCUAGCUGAUGCUUCGUAUUGGGCUUGGUGACCUUAGGCUCAUGUGCAGCUGCUCCAGAGCAUCCCAUUCUACUGACCAUGCUUUUCUAGGUUCAUUAGGUUCAUUAUACAAGCUGUGUGUGAGUAACUGUGAGUAAAUGCUUGUGUCAGCAAUGGGUGGCUGAAUUAUCCAAUUAGAAGAGGUGUCUGGAGACUUUAGACAUGCAUAGCUGAACACGCCGGUGUUUUGUUGCUUUAAAAAAUAAGUUAACACAUCCUCUGCACAAUUUAUAGUGCACUAUUUUGUCAAAAAUACAAACACACAAAUCUAAAAUGUGCCAUAACUUUUGCAAAAGCCAUGUUAUGUUUGAUUUUUUUUCCCCAGUGCAUUCAAUUAACAAAAAAACAGUAAUUGUGUGUUAAAAUAUGCCCUUUUUCACUUUGACCACCAGCAAAGGAGGUGAAGCUUCUGUUUCCUUUUACUGUUAUGCCAAGUAUGACAGUAGGCAGAAAUGCAUUUUGCCACACCGUUCAUGCGAUUCUAACAACUUUUGUCACAUUUUCAUUACCUGCUGCUUCUUGUUCCAGUCUAACCAGUUGAGGCACAGAGCCUGUGGCAUCUUUCUCCUAGCAUUCGGUGCAAUGUUAUGCUGUUAAUUACUUAGUAUACUUUUUGACUCUUUGGGGAACUUGAAGUUUCUAUUUGAGAUGUUCAACUCUUCUUAACUAACACAUGAUUUCCUUCAAGUGUGACUGAACUAAGAUCAUAUGACUGGGGAGCACUGAGAAUGUUUUGGAAACUACGCCUGAAUCUGUUAGCAGACAAGCUAUUCAUGUAUGACCAUUGUCCAAAAAAGACUGCAUUCGUGACUCUGAGUGUGAUCCACAUCAGAGUUAAAAAGAUGUGGUUAAAUGUGUUUGCUGUUUACAGACAAAUAUCAGAUAUGUUGGAGGGAAAAAAAUCUGCCUUUGAGGUUUCACCACCAGCAGGCCUACCAACUACCUGAUGCUGCUGUUUGUGUCUGUGUUUGUACUUUCAGGCUUUGUAAACUUUUGUUAAUGACUAGUAAAACUGCCAGUAGGUUGCGAUUGGUCUUCUGAAAUCCAACCGUACAGGGGCCUUACAUUGUGAUCGUUUUUACUACACACUGUAACACAAGCUUUAUGCCAUUCUCAACAGGUUGUGUAUGUGUGUGUGUGUGUGUGCGUAUGCCUUAUUACUUUUGCUUAUCUGGAUACAUGUAGUGUUAUUUUUCUAUAUGAUGGCCAAAACUACUACAAAAUGGAUUUUUUACAAUUGAUUGCAGCUUUUGAGCUUUCAAUAAAGGCCAAAUUCUUAUGCAAAAAAAA
Molecule: messenger RNA, 4474 nt
Organism: Pygocentrus nattereri (red-bellied piranha)
Lineage: Eukaryota; Metazoa; Chordata; Actinopteri; Characiformes; Serrasalmidae
Gene: gusb
Product: glucuronidase, beta
Exons: 12
Coding region: 87-2000 (637 amino acids)
Biological process (GO): glucuronoside catabolic process; carbohydrate metabolic process
Molecular function (GO): beta-glucuronidase activity; carbohydrate binding
Source: RefSeq, a predicted model, not a curated record